Molecule: messenger RNA, 1390 nt
Organism: Zophobas morio
Lineage: Eukaryota; Metazoa; Arthropoda; Insecta; Coleoptera; Tenebrionidae
Product: serine protease easter-like
Exons: 6
Coding region: 70-1227 (385 amino acids)
Biological process (GO): proteolysis
Molecular function (GO): serine-type endopeptidase activity
Source: RefSeq, a predicted model, not a curated record
AUUAGUCCAGAAGAACCUUCUGAAGCAUUAAGAGUAUAUUGGCGCUGCUUCCAAUUUUCUUCUGACAAAAUGAUUUUGAAAAGUUUGUUAUUUUUACUGGCUGUACAAGGAAUUUUUACAGCCGCCCCAUGCCGCACGCCUACCGACCAAACCGGCGACUGCAAACCCAUCACCGACUGCCCAGCGCUCCUGUCGCUAGUCCAGAAGAGACCCAUCUCCGAAAUGGACGCCCUCUUACUCAGAAACUCGAACUGCGGCUUCCACGGCGUUGUCCCCCAUGUGUGUUGUCCAGUCGAAUCUUCCGCUCCACCAACCAUAAAUCUUCCAGAACCCACGGAAGCUACAGGUGUGGCAGGCAUUUCCACUGAACUGCUUCCUGACUUCGAUACUUGUGGGAUCGACACCCAGAGCAAAAUCUACGGGGGAGAGAACACAGAGUUGGACGAGUUUCCGUGGUUGGCGUUGCUGCAAUAUCGGAAAGCGAAUGGGGAAAAAGCGUUCUUAUGUGGAGGAGCUUUGAUUAAUAAUAGGUACAUUCUGACGGCAGCACACUGCGUGCAUCCGUGGCAGUUGGCGAAGGAAGGGUUAAAACUGCUAGGUGUUCGUCUAGGAGAAUACGACACUGAAACUAAUCCGGACUGCUUGAUGAGCAGAUUUGGUGAUGUAGACUGCGCUCCGGAACCUGUGAAUUUUGGCAUAGAACAGAAAAUCGUGCAUGAGAGGUACUCUUUGGAUAUUAACAACCACAACGAUAUUGCUUUGUUGAGGCUCAACCGAAACGUGGAUUUCACAGAUUUCGUACAACCAAUCUGUCUCCCGCUCCAAGCUAAAGAAAUGAAGAAGACCUACGUAGGACAAAAACUUGUCGUGGCUGGAUGGGGAGCUACCGACAAUAAAACAAGAGCGAGUCCUGUUAAAUUAAAAGUCCAACUGCCUGUUAAGCCUCUACACGACUGUAACAGAACAUAUUCCAAUUUAAAGCCACACAAGGCCAUUUUGAGCCAAAAUCAGAUGUGUGCUGGAGGUGAAAAGGGAAAAGAUUCUUGUAGAGGGGACAGCGGAGGACCUUUGAUGACUAUUGUUUUGGAUAAGUACAGAAUCCCCCAUUGGGUUGCUGCUGGUCUUGUGUCUUUUGGACCGAAAGCGUGUGGACAGGAAAAUAUUCCUGGGGUUUAUACGCAAGUCUCGAAGUAUAUGACCUGGAUAGUUGAUAAGCUUAGAGUGUAGACAGCUGUAUUACAACCAAAAGCCAUCUUGGAAGUGGUUAUCAUAUUUGUAAUUUUCGAAUAAUUUAUUACUUCUGUAUAUACUACAAAUCCAAUGGCAGAGUCUUAUUAUUAUAUUUGUUUUAAUGUACAGAGGUUAUCAUAAAUAAAUGCUUGGAAAAUCA